Messenger RNA from Racocetra fulgida, 451 nucleotides. Lineage: Eukaryota; Fungi; Glomeromycota; Glomeromycetes; Diversisporales; Gigasporaceae. The record is from the annotation of a GenBank genome assembly.
AUGGGUAUAGUUUCAGAAGACUCCAGAAUUAUCAAUAUUCAAGUUCGACAACAACUAACUAAUGUCGAAAUUCAAAAAUUGCGAUUAGCAAGUCACAUUGAUGAUAAUACUACCUUAAAAAAUGAUCUUUUUGUGGCAUAUUCUGAAUAUAUGAACCAGCGUAGAUAUAUUAUAACACACAUUAUUAAACUUUACCGAUACAUUCGAUAUACACUUUUAAAUAAUGAUGGAGAAUUCUAUUUACAUAUCAAGAUUCAUAUUGGCGAUAUUGUAACUAUAAAGGAAGAAAAUGACAAAUCCUAUGCUAUUGUUAAAGCAAUCUUUACUCACAAGUAUAAUGAUGGGCAUGUGUAUGCCUUUGUUUGGAUUGAUUGGUUAAAAAAUACUAAGCGUGCCGAUUCUCUUUUAAGAUAUCCAAUUUUUGAAAAACAGACGAUUCAGAUACAAAAUG